Messenger RNA from Sclerotinia sclerotiorum 1980 UF-70, 852 nucleotides. RefSeq lists its product as hypothetical. The transcript has 5 exons. NCBI's taxonomy places the organism in Eukaryota, Fungi, Ascomycota, Leotiomycetes, Helotiales, Sclerotiniaceae. Gene Ontology annotation, cellular component: mitochondrial outer membrane. Gene Ontology annotation, molecular function: voltage-gated monoatomic anion channel activity. The record is from RefSeq and is a predicted model, not a curated record. Gene Ontology annotation, biological process: monoatomic anion transmembrane transport. Bases 1 to 852 code for a protein of 283 amino acids.
AUGUCUGUCCCAGCAUUCACUGAUAUCGCCAAGGCGUCCAACGAUUUGCUCAACAAAGAUUUCUACCACCUCACUGCUGCCGCGCUCGAGGUUAAGUCGAAUACUCCAAACAAUGUCGCAUUCAAAGUUACAGGAAAGAGCACCCACGACAAUGCCACAAGUGGUCUGUUGGAGGCCAAAUUCACAGACAAGCCAACUGGAUUGACUCUUACCCAAACAUGGAACACCCUCAACGCUCUCGACACCAAAAUUGAGAUCAACGACUCCAUCGCCAAGGGUCUCAAGGCUGAGAUUCUCGGCUCUUUCGCUCCUACCACCCAAAAGAAGGGUGCUAAGGUCAAUCUUCACUUCAAGCAACCAAACUUCCACGGACGCGCAUUCUUCGAUCUCCUCAAGGGCCCAACUGCUACCGUUGACGCUGUUAUCGGACAAGACGGUUUCUUGGCUGGUGCUACCGCUGGUUAUGAUGUCCAAAAGGCAGCUAUCACCAGCUACUCCGCCGCUGUUGGUUAUAGUGCCCCCACUUACAGCGCUGCCAUCACUGCCGCUGAUAACUUGAGCGUUUUCUCCGCUUCAUACUACCAUAAGGUCAACACCCAAGUUGAGGCUGGUGCUAAGGCUACUUGGGACUCCAAGAACACCAACUCCGUCGGUCUCGAGGUUGCCAGCAAGUACAGACUUGACCCACUCUCCUUCGCCAAGGUCAAGAUUAACGACCGUGGUGUUGCUGCUGUUGCCUACAACGUUGUUCUCAGACCUGGUGCCACUCUUGGUCUCGGUGCCUCUUUCGAUACCCAAAAGCUUGACCAAGCUACCCACAAGAUCGGCACUAGCUUCACAUUCGAGUCAUAG